Messenger RNA from Pseudoliparis swirei, 3913 nucleotides. It is a transcript of the gene polr1b, whose product is annotated as RNA polymerase I subunit B. NCBI's taxonomy places the organism in Eukaryota, Metazoa, Chordata, Actinopteri, Perciformes, Liparidae. The record is from RefSeq and is a predicted model, not a curated record. Gene Ontology annotation, cellular component: RNA polymerase I complex; nucleus. Gene Ontology annotation, biological process: DNA-templated transcription. The transcript is spliced from 15 exons. Bases 65 to 3469 code for a protein of 1134 amino acids. Gene Ontology annotation, molecular function: DNA binding; ribonucleoside binding; DNA-directed RNA polymerase activity.
UGUACUUCCGGUGUCUCCAUGCACAUGUGGUAAACAAGCGAACGCUUCCCGGGGCUGCGCGAGCAUGGACUCCUCAAUAAAGUGGGACGAUUUGCCCAAAGCUCCGAGUCUGAAGAACCUGACGGAGGGCGGGUUCGGGGCCCUGAAGGCGUCUCAGCACGCCGCCGUCCAGGGCCUCACGAAGGCCCACAUCGAGUCCUUCGACCAGGCUGUCACGGACGGGCUGAGCCGGGUGGUGCAGGCCAUCCCUCCCUUGGAGUUCGCAUUCAAAGAAGACCGCUUCAGCCUGGCGUUCGUGGAGGCCGCCGUCUACAAGCCGGUGGUGGCCAAAGGGAGCAUCUGCCGGGAGAUGAAGGUGUACCCGGCCGAGUGCCGGGGGAGGAAAUGUACAUACAAGGGGAAGAUAGUGGCAGAUGUCAGCUGGUCGAUCAACGGAGUCCCUAAAGGCAUCAUCAAGCAGUCCCUGGGUCAGGUGCCGAUUAUGGUGAAAUCCAAAAUGUGCAACCUGCAAGGCAUGUCGCCCACAGAGCUUGUGAAGCACCACGAGGAGGCGGAGGAAAUGGGAGGCUACUUCAUCGUGAAUGGAAACGAGAAGGUUAUCCGCAUGCUGAUCAUGCCGAGAAGAAACUAUCCGAUCGCCAUGUCCAGACCAAAGUGGAAGAGCAGGGGCCAGGGGUACACUCAGUAUGGUAUCUCCAUCCGCUGCGUGAAGGAGGAGCACACGGCCAUCAACAUGAACCUCCACUACCUGGACAACGGCACCGUGAUGCUGAACUUCAUCUACCACAAAGAGAUGUUCUUCCUGCCCCUCGGCUUCGCACUCAAGGCUCUGGUGGACUUCACAGAUUUCCAGAUCUACCAGGAGCUGAUCAAAGGCCGCGAGGAGAACUCGUUCUACAGAAGCUGUGCGUCGGAGAUGCUGCGCCUCGUCAUGGAGGAGGGCUGCGUCACGCGCAGCAAGGUGCUCGACUACUUCGGGGAGCGCUUCCGUGUCAAGCUCAGCCUCCCCGAGUGGUACACCAACGAGCAGUGCGCCAAGUUCCUGAUAGAAGAGUGCAUCUGCAUCCACCUGAAGUCUGACGUGGAGAAGUUCCACCUGCUGUGCCUGAUGACCAGGAAGCUGUUCAGCUUCGCCAAGCAGGAGUGCAUGGAGGAGAACCCCGACAGCAUCACCUGCCAGGAGGUGCUCACGCCCGGGCAGCUCUACCUCAUGUUCAUGAAGGAGCGGAUGUCGGCCUGGCUGAUGUCUGUGAAGCUCUCCUUUGACAAGAGGGGCAGCCGCCUGGCCGGAGGAUGGAACGCAGAGAACGUGAUGAAGAUCUUCAACAUGGGCACCGACCUCACCAAACCCUUUGAGUACCUGCUGGCCACGGGGAACCUCGCCUCCAAGACCGGCCUCGGCAUGUUGCAGAACACGGGCCUGUGCGUCGUCGCCGACAAGCUCAACUUCAUCCGCUACCUGUCCCACUUCCGCUGCGUGCACAGGGGGGCGGCGUUCGCCAAGAUGAGGACCACGUCCGUCCGUAAGCUGCUGCCCGAGUCCUGGGGCUUCAUGUGUCCCGUGCACACCCCGGACGGAGACCCCUGUGGACUCAUGAACCACAUGACGGCCAUCUGUGAGAUCGUGACCUCCAGCGUGAGCACCACGUCGCUGCCCGCGCUGCUCUGUUCCCUCGGCGUCACUCCAGUGGACGCAUCUCCCGGCCAAGCCUUUACCAACUGCUACCCCGUGAUCCUGGACGGGGCCGUGGUGGGCUGGGUGGAGACCGAAUUGGCCUCGGUCGUGGUCGACUCCCUGCGUCGGUUCAAGGUGCUGAAAGAGAAGCGGAUCCCUCCCUGGACGGAGAUCAUCCUGGUUCCCAAAACGGGGAAGGCCAGCUUGUACCCCGGCCUGUUCCUCUUCACCACCCCCUGCCGGAUGAUGCGGCCCGUACGCAACCUGGCACUGGGCCAGCAGGAGUUGAUCGGCACCUUUGAACAACUCUAUGUCAAUGUGGGCAUCGUGGAGGACGAGAUCGAGCCGGGCGUGACCACGCACCAGGAGCUCUUCCCCCACAGCAUGCUCAGCGUGGUGGCCAACUUCAUCCCCUAUUCGGACCACAACCAGAGUCCGAGGAACAUGUACCAGUGUCAGAUGAGUAAGCAGACGAUGGGGUUCCCCCUGCACUCCUUCAUGGACCGCUCGGACAACAAGCUGUACCGGCUCCAGACCCCGCAGACCCCGCUGGUCAGGCCCUACAUGUACGACCACUACAACCUGGACAACUACCCCAGCGGCACCAACGCCAUCGUGGCCGUCAUCUCCUACACGGGCUACGACAUGGAGGAUGCCAUGAUUGUGAACAAGUCCUCGUGGGAGAGAGGCUUCGCCCACGGGUGCAUCCUCAAGGCCGAGCUGGUGGACCUGGCAGAAAAGGUGCGGGGGCAAGACAGCGUGGUGUUUGGGACGAAGCCCGGCGACCCGCAGACGCUCGGGAAGCUGGACGACGACGGGCUCCCGCACAUCGGAUCCACGCUCCAGUACGGAGACCCGUUCUACAGCUACAUCAACCUGAACACGGGCCAGGCCGUCGUCAACUUCUACAAGAGCCAGGAGGCCUGCGUCGUGGACAACAUCAAGAUCUGCAGCAACGACACGGGAACGGGCCAGUUCAAGCGCGUCUGCAUCACCGUGCGCGUGCCGAGGAACCCGACCAUCGGCGACAAGUUCGCCAGCCGCCACGGCCAGAAGGGCAUCCUGAGCCGCCUGUGGCCCGCCGAGGACAUGCCCUUCACCGAGAGCGGCAUGGCGCCCGACAUCCUGUUCAACCCCCACGGCUUCCCCUCGCGCAUGACCAUCGGGAUGCUCAUCGAGAGCAUGGCCGGCAAGUCCGGCGCCCUCCACGGGCUGAGCCACGACGCCACGCCCUUCACCUUCUCCGAGGAGAGCUCCGCGCUCGAGUACUUCGGCGAGAUGCUGCGGGCGGGCGGCUACAACUACUACGGCACGGAGCGGCUGUACAGCGGCGUGAGCGGCCAGGAGCUGGAGGCCGACAUCUUCAUCGGCGUCGUCUACUACCAGCGGCUGCGUCACAUGGUCUCCGACAAGUUCCAGGUGAGGACGACCGGCGCCAGAGACAAGGUGACCAACCAGCCGGUCGGCGGCAGGAACAUUCAGGGCGGGAUCCGCUUCGGGGAGAUGGAGCGCGACGCCCUGCUCGCCCACGGCUCCUCCUUCCUGCUGCAGGACCGCCUCUUCAACUGCUCCGACCGCUCGGUGACGCAGGUGUGCGUGGACUGCGGCAGCCUGAUCUCGCCGCUGUUGGAGAAGCCGCCGCCCUAUUGGUCGGCGCUGCGCCACCGCAAGACCGUCUGCCUGCUGUGCGGCAAGAGCGACGGCAUCGACUCGGUGUCCGUGCCGUACGUGUUCCGCUACUUCGUGGCCGAGCUGGCGGCGAUGAACAUCAAAGUGAAACUGGAUGUGAAGUGAGUUCACCGGUUAAAAGAUAAACACGGGACACAUCUGUGUUUUUAUUCAAGGAAGAAGUGUGUUUGGCAUUUAGAGAAAUCUAUUGGCGGACAUGGAAUAUAAUAGAAGUGUUUCUUUUAAAUAAGAGUCCAUGAACGGUUUACAGCGGCGUGCAUCUUCACUGCCGGCACCACGGAUCUACAGGAGCCCACGAGGGACAAACCGUUCUGGGUCAGCUGGAUGACGUUGAAUCCUAUUGGUCGUUAUGUCGCUGCAGAGAAAUGCCAAAAGAAUGUAAACAACCAGCUUCAUGAGUUCACCUCCGCCGAUAGUUUUUUAUUAGCCAAAACUUUGAGGAAACAUCAAAGUUGCAUCAUAUGAUGGACUGAAUGUGUUUUGUAUAUAAUAACCGCCGGUCUUUAUGUACAUUCAGAGUGUUGAAUAAAAGUUAUGCUGCACCAAGAA